Messenger RNA from Fraxinus pennsylvanica, 2505 nucleotides. Lineage: Eukaryota; Viridiplantae; Streptophyta; Magnoliopsida; Lamiales; Oleaceae. The record is from the annotation of a GenBank genome assembly.
AUGGACCCAACCCCCGAAGCCUCUGCUGUCUCUGCUCCAACAACCCGUGGUCGCCGUGGUAAAAACCCUCGUAAUCAAAAUUCUGACGACAAAGAUAACGCCAAUUCGAAUAAAGGUAAGGAGAAAGAGCAUGAAAGCAGGGUUAGGGAUAGAGAGAGAGAACUUGAAAGGAGUUCUGGGCUGAACAUUGAUUCCCAUGGUGGUGACGAUGAUGAUAAUGACAGCGAGGGAGGUGCCGGGAUUUUCCACCAGAAUUUGACUUCAGCAAGCAGUGCCCUUCAGGGGCUUUUGAGAAAACUGGGUGCCGGAUUAGAUGAUCUGCUCCCUAGCUCUGCAAUGGGGUCCGCCUCAUCCUCUCAUCAGAGUGGACGACUGAAGAAGAUAUUGUCAGGUUUGAGGGCAGAUGGCGAAGAAGGGAAGCAAGUGGAAGCUUUAACGCAGUUAUGUGACAUGCUUUCCAUAGGGACUGAGGACUCUUUGAGUUCUUUCUCAGUGGACUCUUUUGCUCCGGUGCUUGUUGGGUUGCUUAAUCACGAAAGUAAUCCUGAUAUAAUGCUUCUCGCAGCAAGGGCACUGACUCAUUUGGUCGACGUGCUGCCCUCUUCUUGUGCUGCCGUGGUGCAUUAUGGUGCAGUAACAUGCUUUGUUGCUCGACUGCUUACUAUUGAGUAUAUGGACUUGGCUGAACAGUCACUGCAAGCUCUGAAAAAGAUCUCUCAGGAGCAUCCAACUGCUUGCUUAAGAGCGGGUGCGCUUAUGGCUGUGCUUUCAUAUCUUGACUUCUUCUCUACUGGAGUUCAGAGAGUGGCAUUAUCGACUGCUGCAAACAUGUGCAAAAAAUUACCUUCAGAUGCAUCUGACUUUGUGAUGGAAGCUGUUCCGUUGUUGACUAAUCUUCUUCAAUAUCAUGAUGCAAAGGUUUUAGAACACGCGUCUAUUUGCUUGACCCGGAUUGCUGAGGCAUUUGCGACACUGCCAGAGAAGCUUGAUGAACUCUGCAAUCAUGGACUCGUUACCCAAGCUGCAGCCUUAAUUUCCACCAGCAAUUCUGGAGGGGGUCAAGCUUCACUCAGCACUUCUACAUACACGGGCUUGAUUCGGCUUCUAUGCACUUGUGCGAGUGGUUCUCCUUUAGGGGCAAAGUCUCUACUACUCCUUGGGAUCAGUGGCAUUCUUAAAGAUAUCCUAUCAGGGUCUGGCCUUGUGUCCAGCAUGUCCGUUUCACCUGCCUUGAGUAGACCACCAGAGCAGAUUUUUGAGAUUGUGAAUCUGGCAAAUGAGCUUCUUCCCCCACUGCCUCAAGGAGCAAUAUCUCUUCCAGUCAGCAGCAAUCUGUUUGUUAAAGGUUCUUUUUCUAAGAAGGGUCCUGUAGGCGGUUCCACCAAACAGGAAGAUUUGAAAGGAAACACGCAAGAGAUUUCGGCUCGUGAGAAAUUGAUGAAUGAUCAGCCUGAACUGCUGCAACAGUUCGGAAUGGAUCUCCUUCCUGUUCUAAUCCAGAUUUAUGGCUCUAGCGUAAAUGGCCCUGUUCGGCACAAGUGUCUUUCAGUUAUUGGAAAACUUAUGUACUUCAGCACUGCUGAAAUGAUUCAAUCUCUGAUAAGUGUCACAAACAUAUCUAGUUUUUUAGCUGGGGUGCUAGCUUGGAAAGAUCCUCAAGUUCUUGUACCUGCUCUUCAAAUAGCAGAAAUCUUAAUGGAGAAACUUCCUGGUAUUUUCUCGAAGAUGUUUGUAAGGGAAGGUGUUGUUCAUGCUGUGGAUUCUUUGAUAAUAGCUGGAUCUACAAGUACUGCUUCUAUGCAGCCAUCAUCAGGUGAAAAGGAUAAUGAUUCUAUUCCUGGAUCAUCUCGUUCUAGGCGGUAUCGACGACGUGGUAGUAAUUCGAGUUCAGAUGUAAAUCCUGCUGAAGACACUAAAAGUUCAGCUCCAAAUACAAUUGAAAUUCCAACUGUCAAUUCUAGUCUUCGGGCAACAGUCAGUUCACGUGCAAAAGAUUUCAAAGAUAAAUACUUUCCAUCAGAUCUCGAGGCCCAUGAAACUGGGGUUACAGAUGAUCUCCUACGCCUAAAGAAUCUUUGCUCGAAGUUGAAUGCCGGUAUUGAUGAUAGAAAAACUAAAUCAAAGGGGAAGUCAAAAGCUACUGGCUCUCAGCUUUCUGAUUAUUCUUCUAGUAAGGAGGUAUACUUGGUUGAGGUGAUAGCUGAGAUACUGCAAGAGCUUAGCAGAGGCGACGGUGUAUCGACUUUUGAGUUUAUCGGUAGUGGAGCCAUUGCCUCUUUGCUCAACUACAUUACCUGUGGAUAUUUCUCCAAGGACAAAUCUUCUGAAGUCAAUUUGCCUAAGCUUCGACAACAUGCCAUCAGAAGGUGCAAAUCUUUUGUUGCUAUUGCCCUUCCUUCAGGUGUUGAUGAAAAGAAUGAAGUUCCCAUGAAUGUUUUAGUUCGAAAACUUCAAGAAGCUCUAUCCUCCUUAGAGCGAUUCCCUCUUACAUUGGGGACAAUGUAA